GAUACGAAAUUCCCACUCCUUGACGUAUCGGUGUGUGUUCAGUUGUUUACGACUCUGUUUUCUCUGCACCGUCUGUUGUUUUUUGCGUCACAGUUAUCAAUAAUUACUUGAGUGGGUUUUGAGAAUUUUCAGUGAGUUUCGAGUGCUGGUUGAUGAUAGAGUUUGUGCAGAUAUUUUGAGGUUACAUUCGGGGUAAAUUUAAGAAAAUUACCGAUAUUGUCGUGACGUUCCAAAAUUGAGAGGUUAUAUGCGCUCGCAACGAAAGAUUUUGUGCCUGAUUUGGAUAAAUCAUCUGACAAACGUUACCUGAUUGACUUGGAGGAUCAAUUUUACGGAAAUGUCAAAACGAAAGCAUAACAUUGCAUACAUAAAACCGGACGAGCCAAAGUUUUUAAGAGAGUUAAAAGCUAAGGCUGGUUACAAGGAGGGACCUUCCAUUGAGACGAAGAAAGAAGCUCUGCCAACAGCCACUGACGAGGAUUACGAGGAUCGUGACGAAGAGCUGCCUACCGUAGUUGUAUUAAACAAUGGUGAUUUAACUGCUGAAGAAGCAGCCGCUUUCGAACUUGAGAAAGAAAAAGAGGAGGCUCAAAUCCCAGCAGAUCUGUCUAAGAAAAUAAUAUUUUCGAAAACAAAGUCUAUGUCGAAAGAUUUAAAAAAAAAUACACAGACUGAGGGUUCCUUACCCAAGAAAAGCAAAAAAUCUAAGAAAAACAAAGUUAUACUUUCAUUCAAUGAGGAUGACGAGGAUUAAAAAUAUUUUAUGAAAUAUUACUGACUAGGGUGGUCAGCUUGAAUAUCAACUUACCAAAGUGAGACUUUGAAUGUCGACUGUCAACGGACGAUGUUACCCUGAGAGCAACAUGAAUAUCGAUAAUUGAAUUGCGGAUUUUGGAUUUACAUCGUCAACUUCAUUGUUUAAGCAAUUGUAUUUGCAGCGACGUGAAUAUGAUGAAGAAGUCUACGUGUAUAUUUACACCUCGCUUUGAUUUCUUUUCUUGUUAAUAAAAAGAAUCACAUUGCAGUGAGCAAA
Diprion similis is the source of this 1033-nucleotide messenger RNA. RefSeq lists its product as uncharacterized. The transcript is spliced from 4 exons. Lineage: Eukaryota; Metazoa; Arthropoda; Insecta; Hymenoptera; Diprionidae. The record is from RefSeq and is a predicted model, not a curated record. The coding region runs from base 338 to 754 and encodes 138 amino acids.